This is a messenger RNA of Closterium sp. Naga37s-1, 200 nucleotides long. Lineage: Eukaryota; Viridiplantae; Streptophyta; Zygnematophyceae; Desmidiales; Closteriaceae. The record is from the annotation of a GenBank genome assembly.
CCGCCUCCUCCUCCUCCACCUCUCUCCCCUCCUAUCCAUCUGCCUCCUCCUCUCUCCUCUCCUGUCCCUUCCAUUGCGUCCGCUCUUCCAACUCACUUCCUCCUCUCGUGCCCUCUCCUAUUCCGUUCUUCUGUGCACCACUACCCUCCGACCGCCUCCGCCUUUCGCUCCGCCUCGACUGCCUCCGCCCCUCCGCUUAG